CCGAGCGGCGAUUGGCUGGGGGUCAUGGCUGGGAGGAGGCGGAAGCGGCGGGGAGGCCGGAAGCGGCGGCGCGAUGGAGCUGAGCGAGAUGCUGUAUAACAAGUCCGAGUACAUCGAGACGGCAUCUGGCAACAAAGUCAGCAGGCAGUCUGUGCUCUGUGGAAGUCAGAACAUAGUUCUGAAUGGAAAGACGAUAGUUAUGAAUGAUUGUAUUAUUCGUGGUGAUCUGGCAAACGUAAGAGUUGGACGCCACUGUGUUGUGAAAAGCCGCAGUGUCAUCAGGCCGCCUUUCAAGAAAUUCAGCAAGGGAGUUGCUUUCUUCCCUCUCCACAUUGGUGAUCAUGUCUUUAUAGAAGAAGACUGCGUUGUCAAUGCAGCCCAGAUCGGCUCCUACGUUCACAUAGGCAAGAACUGUGUCAUUGGUCGUAGGUGUGUUUUGAAAGACUGCUGCAAAAUUCUAGCCAACACAGUUCUACCCCCUGAAACCGUGGUCCCGCCUUUUACAGUCUUUUCAGGCUGCCCAGGGCUCUUCUCUGGAGAACUCCCAGAAUGCACCCAAGAGCUGAUGAUGGAUGUUACAAAGAGCUAUUACCAGAAGUUCUUGCCACUUACUCAGGUGGCCUCUGCCAGGGCCUAAAGACCAAGUCACCAGCGAAGACCUCACAAAUGCAGCCCUGUUAAAAUCCCCCAGAUCUGGCCCUUUUAACCUCCAUCCUCUGGAGCAUCGCUUUGUCCGGGCUCAUCUCUGAACCUCUGCCUGCUGGCUAGCUGCACUGGCUGGAAUGAUGAAGUGUCCCUAGGUUGGUGCCUGCCAUCACUGCCUCUUGGGAGUUGUUGUUUCCUGAUGUCUACAAUUAGCCUGAUACAGUAGAAUGAACCACAACUUCCACGAGGAGCCUUUGCUGCACAGACCUGGAGCAAACGGCCGCAGUGGAGCUAGUUGGCUUUGGGGGCAAUGGAGACUCCGCUACUGGAUUCCUCUGUUCAGGAACCUUUUAAAAACAUUCUCACUUGCUUAAACAAUAAACCAGCCCUGCAUUCUGCCACCAUA
Mauremys reevesii (Reeves's turtle) is the source of this 1051-nucleotide messenger RNA. RefSeq names its product dynactin subunit 5 (gene DCTN5). Bases 74 to 637 code for a protein of 187 amino acids. NCBI's taxonomy places the organism in Eukaryota, Metazoa, Chordata, Testudines, Geoemydidae. The transcript is spliced from 7 exons. The record is from RefSeq and is a predicted model, not a curated record.